Aedes albopictus (Asian tiger mosquito) is the source of this 1974-nucleotide messenger RNA. Its product is annotated as uridine-cytidine kinase-like 1. The record is from RefSeq and is a predicted model, not a curated record. Gene Ontology annotation, molecular function: ATP binding; kinase activity. Lineage: Eukaryota; Metazoa; Arthropoda; Insecta; Diptera; Culicidae. The transcript has 8 exons. The coding region runs from base 204 to 1940 and encodes 578 amino acids. Gene Ontology annotation, cellular component: cytoplasm.
UCUCACGAGAGCAAAACAUUUUGACAAGCCGAUUUUGCAACAUUUUUUUGGAGAUUUCGGCGAUUUUUGCAAUGAUUGGUUUGUGAUAACUAGAACACGCAUCAGAAUUAGUGCAAAUAAUCCCGUUAUCUCGGAAGUGAGUACGGAAAAGCAAUUUCCCCAUCCGCAGCUUGUGUUGUAGUUUCCAAGUUUGUUUUGGUGUGAUGGUGCUGGACACUACGGUCAAUCAGUCAGUCUCAAAGAUGUCGGAAAUUAUCCAAAACGCACCAAGUUCUGCUUCAUCGGAUAGUGACUCAACUGAACAGAAGGAAUCGAUGGAAGACCCAUUUUCGUCUACUGGAUUGAUCGAGUGCGAUAUACCAAAAGCUGGAGAAACUAUGACCGAGUGUUGUCCGGCAUCACCAACAACUGUUCCUGCUAAAUCCAACCGGUCCAAUUCGUCCGGUUCGCAAAUUCGGUCACCAAAACCACGCCGGCAGCGUACAACAUCGGUGAACCAGAAUACAAUCAAUUCCAACGAAGCCAUAAUUCGUUCCAAUAAUCGAACAAUUUACACUGCCGGAAGACCACCAUGGUACAAUUGUGCUGGCCAGCAAGUUGAACCUUUCGUAAUUGGAAUUUGUGGUGGAAGCGCAUCAGGAAAAACUACCGUAGCUCAAAAGAUAAUCGAAAGCUUAGAUGUGCCAUGGGUUACACUGUUGUCCAUGGAUUGCUUCUAUAAAAUCCUAAAUCAGAAACAACACGAGCAAGCCAUUCGAAAUGAGUAUAACUUUGACCACCCUGAUGCUUUCGAUAUCGAGCUGAUGAAAGAUGUGCUACAGCGUCUCAAGGAAGGACGCAAGGUGGAGGUUCCGGUUUACAAUUUUGUCUCACAUUCGAGAGAAAUACAUACGAAAACAAUGUACGGUGCGAAUGUAAUAAUUUUUGAAGGCAUUCUCACCUUCCACAAUCCGGAAAUUCUUAAAAUGUUGGACAUGAAGAUCUUCGUCGAUACGGAUUCUGACAUUCGCCUUGCGAGGCGCCUGAAGCGAGACAUUCAACAACGAGGUCGUGAUUUGGAAGGAGUGCUGAAACAGUAUUCCACGAUGGUUAAACCAGCAUACAGUAGUUACAUUGCUCCAACGAUGGCGCAUGCUGACAUCAUUGUUCCUCGAGGUUCUAGCAAUGUCGUGGCUAUUCAGCUUAUCGUUCAACACGUUCAUACGCAGUUGCAACUGCGAGGAUUUAAACUGCGAGAAGCGUUGGCACACUCUUAUAUUGGCCAACCAAUGCCCGAUUCUUUGAAAUUGUUAGCUAUGACACCGCAGGUGAAAGGUUUACACACCUUUAUUCGUAAUGCCAGCACACCCAGAGAUGAGUUUAUUUUCUACUCGAAACGUUUGAUCAGAUUAGUUUUGGAAUACGCUCUUAGUCUGUUGCCGUUCAAAAAUGUCGAGGUGGACACUCCACAGGGCGUUCUGUAUGAAGGCAAAAGGAUGGCUUGUCAGAAGAUUUGUGGCGUGUCAAUUCUGCGCGCUGGCGAAACGAUGGAACAAGCAGUCAGCGACGUUUGCAAACAUAUUCGGAUUGGGAAAAUUCUCAUUCAAACGAAUCAGCUUACUGGUGAGCCAGAGCUGUACUAUUUACGUCUCCCUAAGGACAUAAAGGAUUAUAGGGUGAUACUGAUGGACGCUACUGUUGCUACAGGUGCUGCUGCAAUUAUGGCUAUACGCGUGCUGCUGGAUCACGAUGUUCCUGAGGAAAAUAUUAUGCUUGUUUCUCUACUGAUGGCCGAGAUUGGUGUACACUCCAUUGCCUACGCCUUUCCUAAAGUGCAAAUCGUAACGUCCGCACUAGACCCGGAGAUCAACGAGAAAUUCUAUGUCAUCCCCGGUAUAGGUAACUUUGGUGAUAGAUAUUUUGGCACUGAACCAACUGACACGGAAAUUCUAUAUGAAUAACUUGUCCAAUCAAUAAACGUGAAGUGAAUCAAAA